GGAUAGAAAAGCCUGUCUUGGAAAAAGCUUAGUUUCUGUACGUGUGUGAGUCAGUGUGGAGCUCCAAAACCAACUCAUGGUGGAAAAAUGGCACAAAAUGAAACAAAUCCAUUUUUGGAAAUAUUAAAAUCAUUUAAUCUCGGUGAUAUGAUUCUAGCGUUCUGUUUAUCUAUACUCGUGGGCCUGCUGCUGGGAGCUUUGAUCUACGUUCUGUUGACCUGGGCGUCAAGACGUCGGGCUACUGCCAGGAUCACAAGGCGCUCCAAAAAGAAAUCUCGCAAUUUGCAAUGCGACCCCACGGGCAGCCAAUUUGGCCUUUACCGAAGCACUUUCCUGAGUGUCUAUAGACAGCCCUCUCUAGAACCAGUGGGCCCCUUGGGGAGUAAACCCGGCGCAGAGACAUCCACUUUUCGGCCGCUGCCCAAAAAGAGCAGGCCUAGCCUGGACAUGGGAGAUGAUACGCGGGUAACCAUGCCAGAGGACACAGUGGCUAUGGACUCAUCUGAUUCAGCCUCCCUUGUACCAAGCAAGAGGAAUUCCUUCUGGCUGGGUGGUAAUGGACUUAAAGGAUUUCUUCCCUCACAUACUCCACCUCCUGCAUAUGACAGUGUCAUCCAUGCCUUCGAGGAGACGUGCACAUAAAGCUGUAGAUAUGACAACUAAAUCCAUUUUUGACAAGUCUUUACAGACUCUGUUAAACAGGCUCAAGUUUGAAAGUUUUGGUAAUCACUACAGCUGAAAUGAUUUUUUGUUGAAAAAUAGCUAAAGUCUACACACCUCUGUUAAAAUGCCAAGUUUCAGUGAUAAGAAAAUCUGACCACAAUUAAUGAUUUCUAAACUACUAAAAUACCUCUUCAUCUUUAGCUUUCUAGCACACACCUGCAUGUUUUGGGUCAAAACUGACUUGUAUUUAGAACUAAUCAGUACUUAAUCCACCUUGACCAAAUACCCAGUUCCAUCUGAAGAAAAGUAACCCCAGAACAUCAUGCUGCCACUGUCAUGUUUCACUGUGGAUAUUCUGUUCUUUAUUGUUGUUCAAUGUUGCUUUUGUGUCAAACCUGCCUUUAGAAAUUGUGACCCAAAGGAUGCAAAUGAGGAAAUGUGAGAAAAAUCCCAAUAGGAAAGGUACAGCGUUUUCAGGUUGAUAAGAUUUACCAUAAUUAAUGUUAGGUCUGUACCAAACAAAAAAUUCAAUUGCUUAAAGAAAAAUUAAAUGUGCUUCACAGAUUUCCUUCUUUUACAAUUGAAUUGUGCAGGAUGAAUGUGAAAUGUCUAACAUUCUAAAUUGAUUUCUCGUGAACUCAAUUUUAGCAUUACAAACUUAGGCCAUUUUACCAGCUGGGUAAAAUGGCAAAAAAGAAAUGUCUCCAAAUGUUUCUUUGUAAUGUUUUUUUACUUGGUUAUCCAAAAGAUUUCUGUAUUUUCUCAAGCAACAAAUAACACACUAACGCACCUGAUUUUGUGGAAGAAUUCGAAAAUGUGAACCAUGACGAAAAUAAAUUAUGUCUGCAUGCAAAAUAUUAAAGCUAUAUACAUUUUUUAUAUAAAUAAAUGUUACAGAUCUGUUGGUGAA
Messenger RNA from Girardinichthys multiradiatus, 1573 nucleotides. It is a transcript of the gene myct1b, whose product is annotated as myc target 1b. Bases 88 to 642 code for a protein of 184 amino acids. The record is from RefSeq and is a predicted model, not a curated record. Gene Ontology annotation, cellular component: nucleoplasm. Lineage: Eukaryota; Metazoa; Chordata; Actinopteri; Cyprinodontiformes; Goodeidae. The transcript is spliced from 2 exons.